Molecule: messenger RNA, 851 nt
Organism: Chara braunii
Lineage: Eukaryota; Viridiplantae; Streptophyta; Charophyceae; Charales; Characeae
Source: the annotation of a GenBank genome assembly
UGAUACACAACAAGUGGAGUAGUGGUGUUGCAAACAGAAGCUAAACUAGUACCUAGCAACGCAGGUGGACCAAUGGGGACAAUGGAAACUAGAGAGUCUGUUUGCAAGCGAGACCGUGGAGGAGAUGGGGGUGGACAAGAUGCUGUAGCAGUAAAAACUAAAGUAAGGGGAAUUACAGUUAGGGAAACUGCUGUACUGAAAACUGUAACAGUGGAAACCGCAACAGUAGAAACUGCAGCAGCGGACACUGGAGCAAUGGAGACUGCAGCAGUGGACACUGCAGCAGUGGAACCUGCAACAGUGGAUAUUGCAGCAGUGGAAACUGGAGCACUGGAAACUGCAGUAGUGGACACUGCAGCAGUGGGAACCGCAACAGUGGACACUGCAGUAGUGAAAACUGCAGGAGUGGAGACUCCAACAGUGGAAACUGCAGGAGUGGAAACUGCGGUAGCAGCAGAUGAGUAAGCAAGGGCAGGACGAGAGCAUCGUGGGAGUGAAGAAGAAAUUGGAUGAUACAAGGACCAUUGCAACAUGCGUCGGAACCACUGAGAGAGGCGCGUCACAUGUGCAGGAUAGCGACGUUGGCGGGAGCGCAUGUAGCAGGUCCACCCCUUAGCAAGGGUUGGUGGGGAAUGCCCACGAGAAAGCAUACGACGAGUAAGUGUUGCUGCCGCAGUUCGAAAGUCCUGCCAAUUGUUACAGAUUUGUUCAAAACUGGUCAAUUGCCCAGUGAACACACCAGCCGGUUGAUGGGAAGGAAUGUUGGAGGUCGCACUUGGAUAACGAAUGACAGGGAAAUCCCAAGCAGCCGCUUUAUCAAAGACGCUCAUGCGAAGCGAGCCAUCGGAACG